Zeugodacus cucurbitae (melon fly) is the source of this 1804-nucleotide messenger RNA. Its product is annotated as serendipity locus protein delta. The record is from RefSeq and is a predicted model, not a curated record. NCBI's taxonomy places the organism in Eukaryota, Metazoa, Arthropoda, Insecta, Diptera, Tephritidae. Bases 214 to 1665 code for a protein of 483 amino acids. The transcript has 2 exons. Gene Ontology annotation, cellular component: nucleus. Gene Ontology annotation, molecular function: DNA binding.
CAAUCUACGUUAAUUUAAGCGAUGUGAUUUUUCGACAUUAUUCCAUCACUGAAGUACCAUUCUUUGUUUCAUAAAUCCCAUUCAUUCCGUUACCGCCAGCGAUGGUCGACCAUUUAGUUAUUUACAUUUAGUAUGGUACCUUUUGUAAUUUUAUUUCAGAAUAACUUGUAAAAUCUGCGAAUAAAUCAUUUAAUCUCCUUUUAAAAUUAAAUAAUGCGAGUGAGUGCAGUUUGGCAACAUUUUGUCAAAGUUGACGAAGGAAGAAGAGUGAAGUGCAAAGAGUGUAAUAAAUUGUUAAAAUAUAACAAAAGUACGACGACACUUUCGUUUCAUCUGAGAGCUAUGCACGGAAUAGAUACUGCAAAACACAAGGCGGAACUCGACUUUACCGACACGACAAGCACCAUUCGAGAAUUAACAAGCGAGUAUUGCUUCUUGUGUGGUAAAUCAGACAAACACUCAAACCAAACAUUCCAAAAUAUUGAAACAUGCAAAGUGCCGGCAUCAGGAAAACCUGUUCAAAUUGUAUUACAACACCUGGCUAAUUGUAUCAAAACCAAUCUGGUGUUUCAAGGAGUUGCAAGCAUUUGCUUGGAAUGUUGCGAUGAAUUGGCCGAAUAUGAUAAUUUAAUGGUUAAUCUGCUUUCAUUUCAAAAACGUUUAACUGAAAGGCUACGCUCGGUUUUGUCUGGUGAACUUAAGUUAGAACAAACCGAUUAUGAUGAGUCGAUUGCCGAAGCAAUGAUCGUUGAAGACGAUGGUCAGGUAGAAGACGGAUUUGAACCUGAUUUGGAAGCCAAAGAAGAGUUUAUAGAAAUCGUUGGUAAUGAAGAAAGCGUAGAAAGUACUAUCCAUGAUGAUGACAGUAUGCAUAGUGACAAAGAGUUUAAUGUGGAGGAGGAGGAAUGGAACGGUGAUAAACAUUUUGGAGAGAAGAAUCAAGAAUGUGUUGUUUGUGGAUUAAUUUUUAAGUCGAAAUCCGAACUACAAAGGCACAUAAACUCAGCUCAUGACAUAAAACAGUUUAUUUGUCCCGUAUGUGGCGUAAUACGUAGAGAUCAAGAAUAUUUGGAAUUACAUAUGAAUUUGCAUGAAGGAAAGACGGAGUUUGAGUGUCGUUACUGCGAUAAACGUUUCACUAGACCAGUGAAUACAUUACGUCACAUGCGUAAACAUUGGGAUAAAAAGGAAUAUCAAUGUGAAAAAUGUGGGGAGCGGUUUUCUUUGGAUAAUAUGCUUUAUAAUCAUCGCAUGCGUCAUGAAGCCGAGGAAAACCCUCUUAUAUGCAGUAUAUGUAACCAGUCGUUUAGGUCGAGAAAAACAUAUAACCAUCAUAUGCUAAUUCACCAAGAAAAUAGACCAAGACAUCAUUGCACACACUGCUCAAAGUCCUUCACCGAACGUUACACGCUAAAAAUGCAUAUGAAGUCACAUAAUAUUGAACUACCAUCUACACGCUCAAAAGUAGCCCAGCUAUUAGACGAGCAGGAGCUAAACGAAACAAAGGAAGCAGUAUCUACUCUAAUUUCAAAGUUUGAAACAACAUCUCCCCAUAAAGAGUUUAGGUGCGUAAUUUGCAGUCGAUCAUUUGAAAAUAAAGAAUAUUUGGAGAAACAUUUGGAAAGCGAUCAUGAUGUUAUUUUAGGCGACGAUAACAACCAGUAAUUCUCGUGCUUAAUAUUUUUUAUAAAGAACGAAAUGUUAAUAAAGAAUUUCUAUUUCUAACAAUAAUGUAAUAUUAAUACUUCGAUUAUGGGUUGGGGAAAAUAUUUAACCUUCGUUAAAUAAACUAUGACCUACUCUA